Molecule: messenger RNA, 1922 nt
Organism: Euleptes europaea (tarantolino)
Lineage: Eukaryota; Metazoa; Chordata; Lepidosauria; Squamata; Sphaerodactylidae
Gene: ADCK2
Product: aarF domain containing kinase 2
Exons: 8
Coding region: 1-1920 (639 amino acids)
Cellular component (GO): mitochondrion
Source: RefSeq, a predicted model, not a curated record
AUGUCUCGCUGGCAAUACGCUGCCCGGGUUUUCCUUUCUAACGUCAGAAUCCUCCGCUUGAGAAAGUGGUCGUGUUUUGGAAGGGAAAGGUGGGGCCCGGAGCCUGCCAGGUUCCCGUCUCAGGAGGCACGCGGACGGGUCCGGCCCAAAGCCUGGGCGAAGAUCACUUUAGUGUCCUGGGGGAUCGGAGGGUUGUUUGGGGGUGUGAGGUGCGAAGGUGUACCCCAUGAAAGAGCCUGGGUAGAAGUAGAUGUACACGUUCAUAACGGUGGGCCUUCAAGUAGCUUCCUCCGGCAUAUUGCGGCAGCUGUUUCCCUAACCAUCCGCGUCUGUCUUCUGUUGCUGAAGUUUGGCCCUUUGCUUUGGCUUUACCCCGUCACCUACCUGUCUUCCGGUUUUGCGUCCUUCUGGUUCCACCUGCUUCUAAAGGCCACGGAAACCUCUGGCCCCACGUACAUCAAGCUGGGCCAGUGGGCCAGCACUAGGAGAGACCUCUUCUCGGAGGAGUUCUGUACCAAGUUUUCCAAACUCCACAUCAAGGUGGCCCCUCAUCCUUGGACUUACACCCAGGGUUCUUUGCGCAGUGCGUUUGGGGAAGGCUGGGAUCAGCUCUUCCGUUUUGAAAGCCGGGAACCCGUCGGCUCCGGCUGUGUGGCCCAGGUAUAUAAAGCAUACGUGGACGUCUCUGCCCUUGGAGAGCCGCUGCGUAAAGAGAUCUCAAGGAAUUUGGCGGUGGAUUCUGUUGUGGAAGCCUGGCAGGUGUCUGGGCUCAGGGGACUCUUCAUCUGGCUUUCGAAGAAAAAGCAUGAGGAAGCUUCAAAAGCGGGUGGUGCCCAUUAUUUACUUCACGAAGAUGGUCGCCGUGGAAGUGAUAAUUGGAGCAAACAUUCUCAGGAGCAAAGGUCCAGUUAUCCCAGCAUGCUGCCAUCCUCUUCCAAAAGGAAUCAGCUUGUUCCAGUGGCCAUUAAAGUGCUGCAUCCUGGAUUAGUUCAUCAGGUUGAAAUGGAUCUGUUUCUGAUGAAGAUAGCUAGCCGAUUCAUUGAGCUUUUUCCCGGGCUCAAGUGGCUCAGUCCAACCGAGAUUGUGGAGGAGUUUGAGAAACUCAUGACUCAGCAGAUUGACUUGCGCUGUGAAGCGAGGAACCUUGAGCGUUUUCGCCUAAAUUUCCGAGAUGAAGAUUCUGUGAAGUUCCCCGUUCCGCUUCGCCCUUUUGUCACAAGAAACAUCCUAGUGGAGACAUUUGAGGCAGCUGAACCAGUAUCUCAGUAUCUGCACACCGAGGUCAAAAUGGCCCUGCGGCAGAAGUUAGCCAAAAUGGGCAUGGACAUGCUGCUCAAGAUGGUGUUUGUUGAUAACUUUGUCCAUGCUGACCUGCACCCUGGGAAUAUUCUAGUCCAGGGAGCAGAGCACUUCAGUGCUAACCUUGAGGUCCGGACUAGCAUGGUAGACCUGUUCGACACACUAAUUUUGGAAGUGCAGCCUUCACACUCCCCGCUCCGACUGGUGCUUCUGGAUGCAGGAAUCAUAGCAGAGUUGCAGAGUGGUGACCUCGAGAACUUCCGGGCGGUGUUUACAGCUGUGGUACUAGGACAGGGGGAGAGAGUGGCAGAGUUAAUCCUUCAUCACUCCCGAGCGAACCAGUGCAAGGAUGUGGAGAGGUUCAAAGCUGAAAUGGCAGAGCUGGUGGUGAAGGCCCGGAGCAACACCAUCGCCCUGGGAAAGCUCCAAGUAGCCAGCCUGCUUUCCAGUGUCUUCAAGUUAUUAAUGACCCACAAGGUGAAGCUGGAGAGUAACUUUGCCUCGGUUGUCUUUGCCAUUAUGGUGUUGGAAGGCCUCGGCCGCUCACUGGACCCUGAACUGGAUAUCCUGAAAGCAGCGAAACCUCUUCUUGUCAAAUCUCCAAGUUCCCUCCUGGAGUAGUG